Molecule: messenger RNA, 354 nt
Organism: Sorex fumeus (smoky shrew)
Lineage: Eukaryota; Metazoa; Chordata; Mammalia; Eulipotyphla; Soricidae
Product: 60S ribosomal protein L7-like
Exons: 1
Coding region: 1-354 (117 amino acids)
Biological process (GO): maturation of LSU-rRNA from tricistronic rRNA transcript (SSU-rRNA, 5.8S rRNA, LSU-rRNA)
Cellular component (GO): cytosolic large ribosomal subunit
Molecular function (GO): RNA binding; structural constituent of ribosome
Source: RefSeq, a predicted model, not a curated record
AUGCUGAGGAUCGUGGAACCCUAUAUUGCAUGGGGGUACCCAAACCUGAAGUCAGUAAAUGAAUUGAUCUACAAGCGUGGUUAUGGCAAAAUCCACAAGAAGCGAAUUGCCCUAACGGAUAACGCACUGAUCGCGCGAACUCUGGGUAAAUACGGCAUCGUCUGCAUGGAGGAUCUGAUUCAUGAGAUCUAUACUGGUGGAAAGCGCUUCAAAGAGGCGAACAACUUCCUCUGGCCCUUCAAAUUAUCUUCUCCCCGGAGUGGAAUGAAGAAAAAGACCACCCAUGUUGUAGAAGGUGGAGAUGCUGGCAACAGAGAAGACCAGAUCAACCUGCUGAUUAGACGGAUGAACUAA